GUGUGUACUGCAUAUAUGUCUACAGCACAAGUGGAAAACAGGCUAUACAUGAGCAGGGAAGCAGGCAGUCAACUCCAGAGGACCAACAGACCACAACACAGCAGCUGCACGGACUUCAUCUACCAGCCAUGAGGGUCAUUAGCAUCGGUCCAGACCCCUCUCUGGCAUAUCGGCCGAACUUGGAGAAGAAUGAAAACAAAGACAAGGAAGACUACAGAAACUUUGAGAAUGGAAGCCUAAUUGACCGUGUCUUCAGGACAUACAAGUUGAUGCACACGAACCAAACCGUGGACUUUGUAAAGCAGAAGCACUCGCAAUGGACCAGCUGCAACCACGCUCAGGUGGGAAUGAUGGACGCCAUUAUGUCCCUGGACCAGCUGGUGGACGAGUCUGAUCCUGAUGUGGAUUUCCCCAACUCCUUUCACGCCUUCCAGACUGCUGAGGGCAUCCGCCAAGCCCAUCCUGACAAAGAGUGGUUCCACUUGGUGGGUCUGAUUCAUGACGUUGGCAAGACCAUGGCUCUUUGGGAUGAACCCCAGUGGGCUGUAGUGGGCGACACCUUCCCCGUGGGAUGCAAGCACCAAAACUCAAUUGUGUUCAGAGACAACACCUUCCUCGAGAACCCAGAUGACAAAAAUCCCUGCUACAAUACCCAGUAUGGGAUCUAUGAACCCAACUGUGGGCUCGACAAAGUCCUGAUGUCCUGGGGCCAUGAUGAGUAUCUCUACAGAGUUCUGAAGUUCAACAACUGCCUGAUCCCAGAGGAGGGGAUGUACAUGAUCCGCUUCCAUUCCUUCUACCCCUGGCACUCCCACAGAGACUACAUGCACCUGUGCAAUGACAAAGACCUGAGUAUGAUGCCCUGGGUCCAAGAUUUCAACAAAUUUGACCUGUACACAAAGACCAGCGAUCUGCCCGACGUAGACAAGCUGAAGCCCUACUACCAGUCUCUGAUCGACAAGUAUUGUCCUGGAACACUGAAGUGGUGAAACCAACAGCAGAGAACUCAACGGUGACACUAUUUUGUCAGAAAUCAGCUCUUAAGAGAGGAGGAAUUACGUUCGCUGUAGACUCAGUACGGCCAGUACACACAUAUUACUUAUCACUGAAUAUAGUCCAGUCAAAUUUCAAACUUCUCAGAUUAUAUCCUGAGCAAAUGUAUAUUUUAUCUUGCGUAUACAGACACGUUCUUGAAAAUCACAUUGGUGUAUAUUGUAAACCCAUUAAUAGACAUUUUCAAAUCAAAUGUUAAUGAAAAGCAUUUUUUAUUUUUAUUAAAUGUUUAAUCUUAUAAAAACAUUUUAAUGUUACUACAA
Molecule: messenger RNA, 1316 nt
Organism: Scophthalmus maximus (turbot)
Lineage: Eukaryota; Metazoa; Chordata; Actinopteri; Pleuronectiformes; Scophthalmidae
Gene: miox
Product: myo-inositol oxygenase
Exons: 10
Coding region: 129-989 (286 amino acids)
Biological process (GO): inositol catabolic process
Cellular component (GO): cytoplasm
Molecular function (GO): inositol oxygenase activity; iron ion binding
Source: RefSeq, a predicted model, not a curated record